GUCCUGGAGCCAAGCGCACACUGAAUGGGGCAGUUCUACCUCUCUCUCUCCAUCUCUCUCUCUCUCUCUCUCUUAUUCUCGCCUUUCCCCUCCCUUUUACAGGAGUUGCCUCCUCCCUUCCCUCCUUCCCCCUUUCUCCUUCUCCCCCCUUCCUUCUCCACCCUAUUAAAACAACCUCCAAGUCUCACUUGUUAAAAAGCCCCCACAGAGGCAGAGAAACCCAAGAGCCCAGGGAGGAGGAAGGGGAAAAAAAGAGAGAGGGAGACAGAAGAAGGAUUCCCAAGAAGAAAGACAAGGAGGAGAGAAGAAGACAAUUUCUUUCAGAGAGAUUAAUAGCAAUCAAAGAAGGAGGCAAGAGGCGCCUGGAAAAUAUUCCCCAGCCAGCCAGCCAGCCACCGCUGCUGCUGCAACUGCUGAAGCUGGAAAGCUCCAGAUAGAAGCUCCAUUCAGCUCGGACCAAAGAGAGAGCUCAGUCUUUCCCUUGACGGAUGCUGCUCCUGUUGCUGCCUCCUGCUCAACUUUCUUCCAACUUCGAUGCCCGGCGCCUGGAAGACUCUGCGGGCGGCAGGAAGGGGCCCGACACUGAAGAAGCCCCUUUGGGGCGGGAAAGCCCCUUGUUUUAAGGCGAGGAAAAGGAGGAGAGGAAGAGCCAAGGGACCCUGAAACCCACCGGGGACCCAGGUGGAGGCAGAGAGGAAGGAGGCGCGCCAAGGCAGCCGAGCACCCCAACCGCGCGUCUUCUUCGCCCGACUUUCCUUUUUUCCCAUGCUUUGGAGGCGAGGGGUCCCCAAACCUCUCCGAAAGCUCUCCCGCCCCCUCCCCACCGAAGCCCCCUCGGGUUGGUGGUAGACCGUGGAUGCGCUCGAGGCGAGCAAGGCGGCAAGAUGCAUUGCGAGAGGUUUAUAUGUAUCUUGAGAAUACUUGGAACCACGCUGUUUGGAGUAUCUCUCCUCCUUGGAAUCUCAGCUGCUUACAUUGUGGGCUACCAGUUUAUCCAAACAGACAACUAUUAUUUUUCCUUUGGACUCUACGGUGCUAUUCUGGCAUCUCACCUCAUCAUCCAAAGCCUGUUUGCCUUUCUUGAACACAGGAAAAUGAAGCGAUCUCUUGAGACCCCCAUCAAGCUUAACAAAACUGUUGCCCUUUGCAUUGCUGCCUACCAAGAGGAUCCUGACUACUUAAGGAAAUGUUUACUUUCAGUGAAAAGACUCACCUACCCCGGAAUUAAAGUGAUUAUGGUAAUCGAUGGGAAUUCGGAAGAUGAUGUUUACAUGAUGGACAUUUUUACUGAGAUCAUGGGCAGGGAUAGAUCUGCAACUUACAUCUGGCGGAAUAAUUUUCAUCAGAGAGGCCCCGACGAGAGUGACGAGUCCCAUAAAGAGAGCAUGCAACACGUUACACAGCUGGUCCUGUCCAACAAAAGUGUCUGCAUCAUGCAGAAAUGGGGCGGGAAAAGAGAAGUAAUGUACACAGCAUUCAAAGCGCUGGGGCGAAGUGUGGAUUAUGUACAGGUAUGCGAUUCUGAUACGAUGCUUGAUCCAGCUUCAUCAGUGGAAAUGGUAAAGGUUUUAGAAGAAGAUCCAAUGGUUGGAGGUGUUGGGGGAGAUGUUCAGAUUUUGAACAAAUACGAUUCAUGGAUCUCCUUCCUCAGCAGCGUCAGAUACUGGAUGGCGUUUAAUAUCGAAAGAGCUUGCCAAUCCUACUUUGGCUGUGUCCAGUGCAUCAGCGGACCUUUGGGGAUGUACAGGAACUCCUUGCUCCAUGAAUUUGUGGAGGAUUGGUACAAUCAAGAAUUCAUGGGCUCUCAGUGUAGUUUUGGAGAUGAUAGACAUCUCACCAACCGAGUCCUGAGCCUUGGCUAUGCAACAAAAUACACCGCUCGAUCCAAGUGCCUUACCGAAACACCUAUAGAAUAUCUUAGGUGGUUGAACCAACAGACCCGUUGGAGUAAAUCCUAUUUCCGAGAGUGGCUAUACAAUGCAAUGUGGUUCCACAAGCAUCAUUUGUGGAUGACUUACGAAGCGGUCAUCACUGGGUUCUUCCCAUUUUUUCUCAUUGCCACCGUCAUCCAGCUUUUCUACCGAGGGAAGCUAUGGAACAUCCUCCUUUUCCUGUUAACUGUUCAGCUUGUGGGCCUUAUCAAGUCUUCCUUCGCCAGCUGCCUUAGAGGAAACAUUGUCAUGGUGUUCAUGUCCCUUUACUCAGUGUUGUACAUGUCAAGUUUACUUCCAGCCAAGAUGUUCGCCAUUGCCACAAUAAACAAGGCGGGAUGGGGCACAUCGGGGAGGAAAACCAUUGUGGUCAACUUCAUUGGACUCAUCCCUGUGUCCGUAUGGUUUACAAUCCUCUUAGGUGGUGUUAUUUUCACUGUAUACAAGGAAUCCAAAAAGCCAUUUUCUGAAUCAAAACAGACAGUGCUGAUUAUUGGUACGAUACUUUACGCCUGUUACUGGGUGAUGCUUUUGACUUUGUACUUGGUUCUUAUCACCAAAUGUGGACGGCGGAAGAAAGAACAACAGUAUGACAUGGUGCUCGACGUAUGAUUUGACCACUGUGUCUUUAUUAUUUUUUAAUAUUCUUUUUUUUUCUGGCUGCCCAUGGGAAAGUUUUUCGAAUGACCCGGUCAGGUUUCAGAUGGCCUGAGGAUGAACUUUCUAGUGUUUGUGGCACUGAAUUUGAUAUCAUCAAGGGAAAAAAAGAUCACUGCUGCUUGGAAACGAACAUGAACAAAUUCAUGACCAUGCCAAAGCAAAAUAAUAAUAAUAACAAUAAUAAUAAUAAAUGUGAUUGUGCCUUUUGGGGGAGGGGGGAGGGGGAAAAUCACAUAGAUUCAACCCAUCCCUAUGGGUGGUCUUUGAUGAUGCACUUUCUUCUGUUUUGCGUAUGCCCAAAAGUGUUAACGUCCUCUAUAUACCUCAUUGGUCACGCUCAUGAUGUGGAUGGACGAGGAAGAAAGGGAGUUUAGGAGACACAAGCAAAGGAUCUGAUAACCGCUUGCAACCUAAUUUAUGAACUUCUUGUUGUUCUGUGAUUUUUCUAGGAAGGCCUUUUUGUGAGUUUGGGUGUGUAUGUGUGUGUGUGUAAGUCUGUGUGUGUUAGGCUGCCAAUUGUUAAUUCCAAAGUCAAUUUUUUUAUAAAGUUUGAUGACCAAGUUGUAUUUUUAUAUAAUUGUAAUUAUUUGUCUCUGUUUACUUUUUACACCAGUUUUUUUUAAAAAAAGAAUCUCAUAUUUUAUAUUUCUGCCAAAAAGUACACUUCUUCCCUCCUCCAUCAACUUCUCAGUCUUUUCUUUUUUUCUAAACAAGUUUUGAGUAAUCCCUCCUUUAAAACGAAACAAAGCAAAAACUCUGGCCUACAAUGUGAAAAUGGAUACAGGUUUUUUUUCACAAUUGAAAGAAUAAAAUGUUUCGCUGUACUUUUAAAAAUGAUGAAUGGCUAUUUCUGUGAAAGUAUUUAAAUGUGUGCUUUUAUUUUCAUUUGGGAUGAAAAAUUCCAAGUUAGGUUUCGAAGGCAAAAAUCUUUUUGUACAAACAUGAGCCCAGUCUUCCAGGAAGUUCUUCUGCAUAGACUGCCAUUGAAAUGAAUGGGAAUAUUAGUGAGACUUGCAAUGAAACAUUGCAAUGUGAAGUGCUUUUUGGCAAGGCUCUGACCCGUGUGCCCUUUACCAAUAUACUCCACACCCUGUCCUGUUUUAUAACUUCCCCAUAUUUCUCCAGAAUAAUUUCAUUGCUACUGGGCAUGUAUUGUGCUCUUUGACCACUUGGCUUUCCAGUUUCCAAAUGUUAAUGUGAGCGUGUAAAAAUGUGCAAAAUAGCUUCCUGGGGAAUUGAGCCCAUUAAGGCCAACGGGAUGGAUGUGUGCAAUCUCUUUCCCCAGAAAUGUUGUAUGAGGGAAUAUGACUUCUGUCAGAUGGUGCACAUUUAGGGAUUUAACCCAUGCCUUAAUAGUUCUUUCAAUCCAUAAAGAAUAUGGGGCCCAAUGCAAUGUCUCCCACAUUUUAUGAAUUCCUCCUUGCCCCAACCUGGUAUUGAUCACUUUACUUGCUAAUCCUUCUUUCCCAUCACUUGAACAGUGUUGCUAUUGAGUGAAUUUCUUGUUUUUUUGUUUGUUUUAGAGCCCUUUCUCACUAUAUAACUAUAUGCUAUUUUUCUGCUGUAAGUGUCAUGGCUGCAUCUUACAGAACCCUGAGGACUAUAAAUUUAUGAGAGCCUAUGAAAAUGAAAAAUCGUGAAUAACUGAAUUGUUGGGGGUUUUUUUUACCUGAGGAACAUCUUCUUAGGAAUGUAUAGGUCCCCCAGCAUGAUUCUAUGGCCACCUUUUGUUGGAAGCUGUCCAUAGAAUUGCAUUGGAUGACCUAGAAAUUCCGAAGGAUGUCAUCUCUAGGGAUCCCUAGAUCCUCCAACAUGACUGGAGAAAGUUGACUGGAGUCACACUGGAAGACCUAGAGAUUACUAGACAGAUUGUUUUCAUCGAAUCCAUUUAUGAUGAAAUCUUCAAAAGUCAAACCUGCCAAUAUGCAGGUAAAGCUGUAAUCCACCCUAAUGAACCCCCCCCCCCCCCAAGGACUUCAUAGGAAGUUGUCAUGGCAGUUGAAGCAGAAUCGCCAUGCUAUAAUUGUGUACGUUGGAAGGAUCUCCCAUGACUUGGUGAAAUUUGUAUUUGGAGCAAGUUGGAAAGUCCUUCAUGUAAAUGAUUUCAGCUUCAGGAUUAUUUCCCAGGCCUGGUCAGAUGCAGGCUACAGGUUGCAGAAUAGAUUGCCUCACUUCAAAAUACAGGACCCCCCCCCCCCCCACAUCUCAAUAAUCUCUUAUGUAAAAAGGACACUGCAAUCUUAACUUUGUCCAUAGGGUUAAGGUUAUUGCACAGCUGUGGAACUUAUCUUGCCUUCCAGAUGUUGCUGGUCUGCAAAACUCAGCAGCCCUGGUCAGCAGAGUCAAUGGUGAGGUAUACCAACACGAUCUGAACCCCAUAGUGAUAUGCUGUUUGAUCAUAUUAAUUUUUAAAACCAGUACAUUUUUAAUAAAUUGGGAAGCAUUUAAAAAUGGCAUCUCCCAAAUUGUACAUUCUAAUAUUCUCUUGUCCAAAAUCAACCAUCUUAUUUUAUAUUAUUUAAAAGAGUAAAAUUAUCAGGAACGCAGACCUUCUGAACUGGAAACCAUACAUCUGUAGUUAAUUGUGAAAAGAACAGCAUAAGCUCAAAGGCACAGGUUUAGGUUGGGGGUUAAAUUCAGUGCUAACUAAAGGACAGAGCCCUUCAAGUCAAUGAGGCUUGUAUUCAUCAUGACCCAUUCAUAUUCUGUUUAUUCCACUGGAUCAAUGCUAAGUCUGGACCUAACCUCUUUGUAUUAUUUCCUAUUUCUCUCUUGUCCACUUAUGAUGAUUUCUCCCAUUUAUUCCAAUGUAUGGAGCAGCUCCUGUUAUUCACAGAAGUGAAUGCUAAAACUCUAUAGGUAGAAAAGAAUCCCAUUGACAUUCAAUGAACUCCUGCACCAGUAAAGGACUGAAUUAUCGGGGAAAGUUAUUUACAAAUAAUCCUAUGGCACCACAAAGAUCUGAACCAUUUACAUCAUAUAACUUUCUUGCAUCUAUCCAUCUUUCCAAACACUCACUUCACUCAUAAGAGUUCCUCUAUAUUUUGCAGACAAAAGUAGCCCCACAUUCUUAGAUCUCUGGGUUGCAGAUAUAUGAGCUCUUGAGUGAUGCUGUAAUAUUGUUAACAAAGAUCUCAAAUUACAAAAUGUUCAUAUUUCUCAACCCAAUAUUUUACUUAUAGUAGUGUAUGCUUCUGAAUGUUUAAAACUGGAAUUAAGCCACCUGACUAGUCAACUGAGUGACAACAGUCCCUUCCAAGGGAAAACAAGGAUCAAAAAAGUAUGAAAAGAUAAAGAGUCUGGGGGCAAUUCCCUUCCCAAGUGGUUUACUUGAUGGCAAAUCCAAACACUAGCUGGAAUCCUGCACCAGGAGAUGUAUGUCUGUGUAGCUAUGUCUCCACAGCUUACAUAUCCUGUUACUACCCAUCCAAAGCCCCACAAUUUAAGUGACACUGUCUCCCUCUUGUCAUUUCAAUGCCAUUGGAGAGCAGGGCAUGUCUCCAGCCAUUUCCCUGUAGGUGGAUCCAUUACAACAGGUAUCUGCAAGAACUUCAGGGGAUCCUUGGAAGGUUUCUCUAGAUGGCCCUUGCAGCACAGCCAGCUACAGGAAAUUAUUUGGACAUCUCUUAUCUUCUUGGUCUCUGGUAACAUGAAAAUGCGUCACUUAAAAGGUGAAUUUUAGGUGGGGGUACUUGGUCAUUGUAUAAGACUAAGCAAUACAGAAUUCUAGUCUCUACAAUGACCAAAAUGGUUGCAAUAGCCAAAGCUGGACUUAUGCUGUUGUAACUCACUAACAGGAUCCCUGUCAUAAUAACACUUUAAUCCCAUUGAAAUUAAUGGGGCAAGGCAGUCAUGAUUGAUACUAUUAUUAAUCCUAUUGAUUUAUAUAGGAUGACAGUUAAUCAGGACUAGCUGGCCCCAUUCUUUUUGAUGAAACUUGAAUGCUGCUGGCUUCUAGGACAAUCCUAUAUGUGUCUACUCAGAAACAAACCCCAAUGAGUUCAUAGAGUUUAAUUUCACAGCCACGGUCUGGAUUUAACACAACAGUAGGUAGGAAUGACUUUGUUGUAGAAACUCCCUGUGUCUGCUUCUCUCAUUGAUGCAAUUGGUAGGCAGAUGAGUUCGUUUUUAUACACCACUCAUAUUCCCCUCUUUUCCUCUGCCAACAAAUAGACGUCUGGUUUUGGAAAAGGAAAAGCUGGGUCCCAGUUCCUGCAUAGGAAAAGUGAGAUAAUAUUAAUUCCUAAGAAAAUUUGUGAAGAAAUGAAAGAAUGUCAAUAAGGUUACAAAUCCAUAUUCUUUAGGAUCUGUGCAUGGAGAAAACACUGUGGUAAAAUCUUUGUUCUCCAUGGAAUGCAGCUAUGAAAUUGACUUUUUCCUCUGCUGUGGAAUUUGUAGCACACUUGCUACCUUCUGCCUGACUGAGGAAAGUGUUUGCUUGAAAAUUUGCCUUAAAGGAUGCUCACAAUUGGGAUGAGAGGGGAGUGGAGAUGGAGCCUUUUUGGUGACCUGGCGAAUCAGUAUUAAACGUUUUAAGAACAAAAAGAAGCAAAGGACAAAAAUGGGGAAAAAAAGAAACUUGACUUUUGCCUUUCUAACUAUUUAUAUUGUAUAAGUUAUAGCUUUGGGGUUAACGCCGUUCAAGUGUCAGAUAAAACUCAUUCUAUAAAAGAUUGAAUUAAUUGCCUAUAUUUAUUUUAGCAAUUAUUCAAUGCAUUUCAAGUAUAGGUUGUUUAGUACAAUUGUUACUUUAAUAAAGAAAAUAUUUUUGAUA
Molecule: messenger RNA, 7365 nt
Organism: Anolis carolinensis (green anole)
Lineage: Eukaryota; Metazoa; Chordata; Lepidosauria; Squamata; Anolidae
Gene: has2
Product: hyaluronan synthase 2
Exons: 4
Coding region: 885-2543 (552 amino acids)
Biological process (GO): extracellular matrix assembly; hyaluronan biosynthetic process
Cellular component (GO): plasma membrane
Molecular function (GO): hyaluronan synthase activity
Source: RefSeq, a predicted model, not a curated record